UGCUGCGGCCUCGACGCCUCAGGAGACUGGAGCUUGCAUAAUCGAAGUUUUCAUGCUGUUUUCUUGGUUGACACGAAGAGCAAACUGAGAGUGGCUUGUGGAAUCAAAGUGAUUGAACCGGUAGACUGAGAAGUAAAUCAAAGGGCUUCACCACGACGAGGAAGGUUGAAUAUCAACGGCGGAGGAAUCGUUAUAUUUCCGACCUAAGAAAUUCCUUAACGUUGAGAUGAGACGAAGAUUCUCCUUUUUGAACCUUCUUGCGUGUUAUAUACUUUCAAUAUUCGGAAUAACACUUCAGAAACACGUUCAAGAACUGGGUCCGGAACCUGAAUUCACAGAACCAAUUCCGAAUGCUACAGUAACCGUAGGACGUAAUGCAGCCAUUCCAUGCGUUGUAGAGAACUUGGGGUCUUACAGGGUUGCAUGGUUGAGGGUUGAGAGCAAAACCAUCCUAACUAUUCAUCAAAAUGUCAUCACGAGGAACUAUAGGGUUGACCUUAAUCACAAUGACAAAAAAAGAUGGAUCCUUCAAAUAAAAAACGCCCAGGAAUCAGACCGAGGUUUUUACAUGUGCCAGAUAAACACUGUUCCCAUGAAGAGUCAGAUAGGAUACUUGGAUGUGGUUGUUCCACCAGUGAUUAUUGAUGGUGAGAGUAGUUCUGAUGAGCUGGUGAGAGAAGGGUUUAACAUUACUUUGGCAUGCAGAGCUAAAGGCUACCCCACCCCGACAGUUACGUGGAGAAGAGAGGACGGGCAACCAAUUUCUGCCGGUAAUUGGCAGAACAGGAAUAAUCAGGGAAAGACAUAUGAAGGAAUGGAACUGAGCAUUACUAAAGUAAGCCGACUGCACAUGGGAGCUUUCUUGUGUGUUGCUUCCAAUGGUGUGCAACCGUCAAUAAGCAAGCGCAUUCUUCUCCAUGUUCAUUUUCCUCCGAUGAUAUGGGUUCCCAACCAGUUAGUUGGAUCACCGCUAGGGGGAAGUGUUAAGAUGGAGUGUCAUACCGAGGCGUUUCCAGCUUCCAUCAACUACUGGACUAAGCAAAAGGGCGAGAUGAUAGUGGAUAGUGAGAAGUACACAGUUACGAAAGAGGAAGAAACCUACAAAAUUCAUAUGAUUUUGAUCAUAAAUAACGUAGAACCAGAAGAUUUUGGAAGUUUUCGAUGCUUUGCAAAGAACUCCUUAGGCUCGACAGAGGGCUCAAUCCGGCUGUAUGAAAUUCAUAUGCCACCCUCUCAGCAUGCGUCAACUUCUAGAAUACAGAGUAUUGGAGGUAAUGAAAUAGGUCUAAGGAUAAACUCUGACAUCAACACCCAAGAAGCAGCAAAGCGAAUGCAAGGAGGGAAGUUUAAUUCGCCGAAUGAAUCUGAAACGAAAGACCAAUGGACUGUUGUUACCUCUCCUCAACAGAUAUUUCCUGAUAAGCAAAGCAGUUCUUCAAGACUCAAGAUAGACUUGACCCGUCACCUUUUUCUUGGGUACCUGACCGUCGUAAUUUUCUUGACAUCAGAGAGUUUAGUAUUUCUUCUGAUCAACAGAUGACGGGUGGAUUUUCCAUGUAAUCAUGUCUUUUGGACAUGAACAAAGCCCCUGUGAUCUCAAAGCUGUGCUUUGUGGUAGGGAAGACACGUGGAUCCGAGCCAAAUAUAAUAUUUGUAGUUGUUUCUUGUUGUGGAUAUGUGUGGUUGCAAAAUCUCUGCAUAUGUAAUUUCUGCGUAAAAAAGUCAACAACGUUAACUUCUCAAGGAACAAUUUUAUCAGCAACAAUGUCAAACUGUUUGAAGAGAUCAAAAAUAUGUUUAACAUUAAUUCUUCAGCGAUGAUGUGGUGUUUAUCACAAUAUCAUAACGUUCAAUUAAUAUCAUAUCAUAGUGGUUAAAUAUAAAUUGAAAUUCGUCGCGCGGCGCAGAAUGCUGUUUUUGAGUCAGAUGUUGAACGAACUGUAGUCUUAAAUAAAGAGCUAGUUUUUGUUACAAAUUUUAGCAGUAUUGUACCAAAAUACAGCUACAUUUGUUACACAUUUUAGCAGUAUUGUACCAAAAUACAGCUAUAUUUGUCACAAAGUUUAGCAGUAUUGUACCAAAAUAUAGCUACAUUUGUUAAAAUUUUAGCAGUAUUGUACCAAAAUAUAGCUAUGUUUGUUACAAAGUUUAGCAGUAUUGUACCAAAAUACAGCUAUAUUUGUUACACAUUUUAGCAGUAUUGUACCAAACUACAGCUACAUUUGUUACAAAGUUUAGCAGUAUUGUACCAAAAUACAGCUACAUUUGUUACACAUUUUAGCAGUAUUGUACCAAAAUACAGCUACAUUUGUUACAAAUUUUAGCAGUAUUGUACCAAAAUGCAGCUACACUUUUGGAGGCUGUUUUGUUUGCGUUGGUGAUGUUAGAAUAAAAAAAUUCCAAUCCUUAUUAUUAGACUAGAAGUGUAGGAUAGGCAUCAAGAUAGAUAUUUUAUUCAAAUUUACAUCUCAAGGUUCAUUGAUGAGAUGUAAUCCUAAUGAUCUUCAAAGUUAGGACUGAAAAUUGUAUAUUGUACGUAUUAGUAAAUGAUGUGUAAGUCUUCAGUUCUUUAAUGCUAAGAGAAAUGUACAUUUUUGUGACAGAUGAAUAAAAUAGAUUAU
Molecule: messenger RNA, 2621 nt
Organism: Limulus polyphemus (Atlantic horseshoe crab)
Lineage: Eukaryota; Metazoa; Arthropoda; Merostomata; Xiphosura; Limulidae
Product: lachesin-like
Exons: 10
Coding region: 227-1540 (437 amino acids)
Cellular component (GO): neuron projection
Source: RefSeq, a predicted model, not a curated record